CCGCAGGUGGUGUGGCGUUACCUCCUCAACGUCUUCCCCCCCGGCCUCUCGGGCCAGCAGCGCCUGGCCCACCUCCGCCUCAAGGCCUCCGAGUACGGCGCCCUCAAAUCCCUGCUGGCCUCCCGCGCCCCCCCGGCCCAGCUGGCCCUGCUGGGGGCCGCCGUCCGCAAGGACGUGGUGCGCACCGACCGGGGCCACCCUUACUUCGGGGGGCCCGAGGAAGGGCACCCCCACCUGGACGCCCUCCAGGCCCUGCUCACCACCUUCGCCCUGGGCCACCCUCGCCUCUCCUACUGCCAGGGGAUGUCGGACGUGGCGGCCCCGCUGCUGGCCGUGCUGGACGACGAAGCCCAAGCCUUCCUCUGCUUCUGCUCCCUGAUGAAACGUUUGGCCCCCCGCUUCCGACCGGGGGGCAGGGGGCUGGCCCGGGCCUUCGCUCACCUCCGCCGCCUUCUCCGCCGCGCCGACCCCCAAUUCUGGGGGUUUUUGGCCGCCCGCGGGGCUCACGAUUUGCUUUUUUGUUACCGGUGGCUGCUGCUGGAGCUGAAGCGCGAGUUCGCCUUCGAGGACGCCCUGAGGGUGCUGGAGAUCACCUGGAGCUCGCUGCCCCCCGCCCCGCCGCCUCCCCCCGGGGGGGUGCCGCUCCUGGGGGCUCCCCUCAGGGCUCGGAGGGACGGGGGGGGGGCCGGGGAGGGGAGGGGGGUGAGGCCGAGGCCCCCCCCGCCGGGGGCGGGGGGGGGGGGGGGGGGUCCCAAGAGCUCCGGUGACGUCAAGGAGGGUCCCAAGAGCCCCAACGAUGUCACCGAGGGUCCCAAGAGCUCCCCCGAUGUCCCAGGGGGUCCCAAAAUCUCCGACGAUACCAACGAGGGUCCCAAGAGCUCCGCCGAUGCCAACGAGAGCCCCCAAAUCUCCAGCGACGUCCAGAAGGACCCCAAAAUCUCUGGCGACGUCAAGGAGGGUCCCAAGGGCUCCAGCGACGUCCCAGAGGGUCCCAAGAGCUCCGGUGACCUUCAGAAGGGUCCCAAAACCUCCAGCGAUGUGCAGGGAAGUCUCAAAAUUACCAAGGAAGGUCCCAAAAUCUCCGACAUCAACGAGGGUCCCACGAGCUCCAGCGACGUCCAGGAGGACCCCAAAAUCUCCAGCGACGUCAAGGAAGGUCCCAAAACCUCCGUUGAUGUCAACGAGGGCCCCAAAACCCCCAUCGACGUCAACGAAGACCCCAAGACCUCCGGUGAUGUCAACGAGGGCCCCAAGGGUGAUGUCAGGGAGGAUCCCAAAAUCCUCAGAGGUGUUCAGGAAGGUCCCAAAACCUCCAGCAACGUCAACAAAGACCCCAAAACCUCCACCAAUGUCCCGGAGGGUCCCAAAAUCUCCGUUGACAUCAACGAAGACCCCAAGACCUCCGUUGACGUCAACAAAGACCCCAAAACCUCCAUCGAUGUCAACAAAGACCCCAAAACCUCCAGCAACGUCAACAAAGACCCCAAAAUCACCACUGACGUCAACAAAGACCCCAAGACCUCCGUCGACGUCAACGAAGACCCCAAGACCUCCAUCGCCACCCGAGAGGGUCCCCAACCCCCCCGCGACCCCAACGAAGAAGCCCCCCAGCAUCUCCAAGACGCCACCCUGGAAGACCCGUGGGCGGGCGGCUGGGCUUGGGAGCCUUCCUCCUCCUCCUCCUCCUCCUCCUCCUCCUCCUCCUCGUCGGAGGAAGACGAGCUGGGCCUGGAGGACGACGGGGCGCCGCUGCCGCCGCCGGCGGAGCUGGGCCAGGGGAACCCCUUCCUGCUCUUCGUGUGCCUGGCCAUGCUGCUGGAGCAGCGCGAGGCGCUGAUGGCGCGCGGCGGCGACUACAACGAGGUGGCCAUGCACUUCGACCGCCUGGUGCGCCGCCACCACCUGCCCCGCGUCCUGCGCCGCGCCAAGGGGCUCUUCGCCCGCUACCUCGAAGGGUGGGGGGGGGCCCCCCCCCCCAACUGGGGGGGGGGGGGGGGGGGGGGGGGGGGGGGGGCGGGGGUGUUGGCUGUAGGAGGGGGUUGA
Messenger RNA from Oxyura jamaicensis (ruddy duck), 2043 nucleotides. RefSeq names its product TBC1 domain family member 25 (gene TBC1D25). The annotation marks the transcript as partial. The record is from RefSeq and is a predicted model, not a curated record. Gene Ontology annotation, biological process: activation of GTPase activity; regulation of autophagosome maturation. Gene Ontology annotation, cellular component: autophagosome. The transcript is spliced from 3 exons. Gene Ontology annotation, molecular function: GTPase activator activity. NCBI's taxonomy places the organism in Eukaryota, Metazoa, Chordata, Aves, Anseriformes, Anatidae.